This is a messenger RNA of Saprolegnia parasitica CBS 223.65, 1152 nucleotides long. RefSeq lists its product as hypothetical. NCBI's taxonomy places the organism in Eukaryota, Oomycota, Saprolegniomycetes, Saprolegniales, Saprolegniaceae. The coding region runs from base 1 to 1152 and encodes 383 amino acids. The transcript is spliced from 5 exons. The record is from RefSeq and is a predicted model, not a curated record.
AUGGCCACGUACGCUGCACCGUACGACGAGGGCGUGGACGUCUGCGAGCGCGUCGAGGACUUUGGCCUCAAGGUCGAGCGCGUGCGAGCGCUGCUGCGCGACCUCGAUGUGAAUGGCUGCCUCUUGAGCCUUUCGCACAACUUUGCGUGGCUCAGUGGCGGCGGGCGCAACCAUAUCCUCCUUGCAAGCGAAGGCGGCGUCGGCAGUCUCUUCGUCAAUGCUACCCGCGUGCUCUUGAUCACCAACAACAUUGAGGGCCAGCGCUUGCUGCACGAAGAGCUCGCAGGACUGCCCAUCGAGCUGCUUGAAGAGCCGUGGUACGAGUCGCGAGAGACCGAGGCGGUGCUGGCUGCGAUCGUCGGUCCCGGAGCUACUUUUCUUCGGGACACCAACACGGCCGUCGAGAAGCGGCUGGCGCAGCUUCGCCAAUCGCUAACGCCACUCGAUAUCAAGCGCUACCGCGCACUCGGGCGACACUGCAGCCAUGUCGUCACCAGCGUCGCCGACUCGGUUCGCCGCGGCGACGCUGAGUGGUCUCUUGCCGGACAGCUCCACCAGCGCGCACUUGAACACGGCAUCGACGCCGUGGUGGUCUUGGUCGCUGCCGACGAGCGCUUGGAUAGCAUUCGACACCCGCUUCCAACCACGAAGCUCGUGCGGGAGAAGGUCAUGCUCGUGCUCUGCGGACGUCGCGGUGGGCUCAUCUGCUCCCUCACGCGCAUUGUGUGUGUGGCGCCAAAGGUGCCGGAGGACCUGCGCGCGCGGCACCACGCCGUCACGUUUGUGGACGCGACGGCCUUGGCAGCAACGCGCCCGGGCGCGAUCGCCAGCGACAUCUUUCGCGCCAUCCAAAACGCCUAUGCGAUAAGCGGCUACCCCAACGAAUGGAAGCGCCAUCACCAGGGCGGCGGCACGGGCUACAAGAGCCGCGAGUGGAAGGCCGACGCGUCCAACCACGAGAUCGUUGCGCCACUUGGCGCGUUCGCGUGGAACCCGUCCAUUGCCGGCACCAAGUCGGAAGACACUGUGCUAUUGCUUGCGGAGGGACAGCUCGAGGUGCUCACGCAAGCCCCAAUGUCGUGGCCAAUGCUGCGCCAUGUCGUCGAUGGCAUCGAGAUUGCCCGACCCGACAUCCUCCACCGCCCUUCGUAG